Molecule: messenger RNA, 4305 nt
Organism: Aedes albopictus (Asian tiger mosquito)
Lineage: Eukaryota; Metazoa; Arthropoda; Insecta; Diptera; Culicidae
Product: leucine-rich repeat transmembrane protein FLRT1-like
Exons: 2
Coding region: 2937-4076 (379 amino acids)
Cellular component (GO): extracellular matrix
Molecular function (GO): protein binding
Source: RefSeq, a predicted model, not a curated record
AACUCACGAUGACCAGAUCGGUUCAGUCGGAUUUGUUUUUGAUGGAAAAAAUAAAUCUGGAUCAAAUGAGAUCAAUAUUGUCAAAAUCGGAGAAAAUUUAUCGCAGAUAUAACCAUUACAUAGUUUACCUGCUUUAUUUUAUUGUCUGCUGUUUCAUAUUAUGAAGUAAAAAAUAAAGGCAUUGCAAUAUCUAGAAAUUUCAUCAGACUCUUCCGUAUUUUUUAUUUUAUUCAUUGCUAUAAUUUGAGUUUUGGGUAAAUAUAGCAUCAUAGCUAUUGAUAUGUUUAUCUUUGUAUUAAUUUCCUUCUUUCAAUAUCCCAGUCCCGUUACGGUGCCAAAUUCCUAUCACUUUUCUACGAUUCCCAAUUCUUAUAGGUUAAGUAUAAUUUUAGCUUCAAAAAGUGAUACAUCUGCAAAUGAGUUUUUUUUUAUCUCAAAAUUGAGUAAACUUAGUUGAAUUUAUAUGUCAUUUUAACAGUACUGCUAUUCUAACCUCUAAUUAUAACGUCAAAAAGUACCGAACAGACUAUGUAUUACGAAGUAAUGAAUGUUAGUGAGAGUGGAGAUAGCAAAUAUGGUACCUACUAAAUAAUUCUAAUCAAUAAAAAUGUCAACUAUACAGACAAUUCUGCUCAAUUGGUGAUUGCAUUUGUCUAUUAUAACUUUUUCCUUUCGAUCUAUUAUUAUUCGAUCAUAUAUUGUUUGACAUUAUGUCAUAAAUAUCUUUUUUCAUUACUAAAAAUAAUCCUAAACAGAAUAAAACUAAACAGCAUCUGCAGAAGUAAUCAUAUCGGCAUAUGAUAUAAUUACCUUUUACCUUCGCUCACGUAGGUACGUGUAUAAUCGCCGUUCUCACAACGCGAACAAAACAAAAAAUAAAAUAAAAAUCAUCUCCGUCCGGAAAGAAUCUUUGUCGCCGCCAAAAUACACCCCAUGACGAAGCUCAAUCAUAAAUAGUCGACUACCUAGAACUUUUUCAUCGUUCUCUUUACUCCUUGGAAAUAGCCGACGACGGGCCAUGCCACCACUGUUAUUAGUGUUUCAGUGCGCAUGUCUGCGCACCGCGAUAGCGCUGUUGGUAAGAGAGAGAGGUUCAUUGUUUGAUCUUGCAUUCAAAUCUCUGUCUAUUUUUGUCCUGCGACUGGCAAACAUGAAAUGGGGAAAUGGGGAAACUGGCAAUACGUAGAACCAGUAAAGCUUCUAUCGUCCCUCACUGCAAGUGCUGUGAUAGCCUCAUUGGUAAAGGCGACUGAAAAUUUACGAUAGCAGGAUUGUGGAGGUUCAAAUCCCGUCCAUGUUUGUAAGUUUUAUAAUGAAAUCGAAUUUUUUUUAUGUGAUCUAUUAUUUUCUAAAAAUAGAAUAACACACUUAAAAUCAUUACCCAAAAAUGAGUAAAAAAAGUUAGUUUUUACCCUAAUUUUGCUUUCGGAAUGUUAUCAAUAACUCUUUAAUAUCAAAAUUUGUUAUUGAAAUAUUUCCCAAAUUCACUGUUAUUAAGUUGUUAUUGCCACUAACAAAACAUGUUAUUAAAUUGAUUUUUCAGGAACAAAUUUUUGUUAUGUGACUUGUUAUUUUGCCGCUUAUGACAGACAAGUUUAUAACUCAAUAUGUUAUGUUAAUAACAUGAAAAUUACUAAUUCCAUUAUGCAGUUAUUUUGCCAAAAUAACGCAUUUUGUUAUGCUGUUGUUAUUCUCUUCUGCUCGGGUAUUAUUGAAAUUUCUUUUUGAAGGUUGCGAGAAGCUCCCUCAGUUGCAUUAGACCUUUUUGUGCCUAAUUUCCACAUAAAACCUAGUGAUCGACCAGCAAUUCUUCCAGAAAUUGCACCUGUGAUUCCACUAGAAAUUAUUUUUGGAGUUUUUGCGAAAACGAGCGUGAUUGCGUUACAAAUUUUUCUAAAAAAUUCAAGAAGAUUUCUAUUUUAUAUUCUUUUUGAACUCUCCUCUUUGUCAUGAAUUUUGAUUACAUCUGUGCAGUCCUAUGCACGAGCACACUUCCAAAAGAGGGGUUUUGCUUUAUUUCUAUCACCGUUUUCACACCAGAUUUCAAAUCUGGUUUAUUAUCUUCAAUGAAUUAUAGUGUUAACCCAUAUUUCUUGCUAUUGUAGUUGUCCUAGAUUCAACUUCACUUACAACUUCAAUCCUUGUUUGUAAUGAAGAUUCAUAUUUAUUCUCCAUUAUUUUCCUUCUUUAUGAGCAAACCCUUAUCCUCCACAACACUGUGGCCCCAGGUCCCACACUUGUAAAUCCGGCCCUGCAUGUAUGCGACCCAAGUGAUGAGAGCAACCCAUAUAAUGCGUAGGUAUUCAGUACAGCCAUGUUCACGGGCUUGAUUUCCAAUCGGCCUAGGAUCUUUUUGUAAUAUAGAAAUAUUUUUGAUUUUCUUGAACAUAAUAUGUCGUCAUGUGUGCCAUACGAUAUACACAUGUAAAAAGGUCAAUUGGCAAAUAUUGAUUUUUUUGUAAUAACUGUUGAAGUACAAUGAUACAUGUUGCCCUUUACUGGUAUUUACCAGAUUUGCUGGAAUAUCAGAAACAUACUGAAAAAACUUGCACAGAAUGUUGCUAAUUGACAAAUUGAGAGAUGAAAUUUGUGAAAAUGUGCUCAUGGAAGAUGAGAAGCUUACUCUAUCUCAUCGGAACGUACCGUCAUGAGUCAUGAGCAGAAAUUAUAAAUGAUUAGGACAAUAAUGUUUUAUUGCGAUAAUCGUGAAUAAAUUAUGCAUUUAUUUAACAAGCAUUGCACAACAGUCCCAACGCCGUAUGGCAAAAAUAUGAUAAACAUAUUUACACAAUAGUGUUUCCAACCGCAUUGAGCAGCAGUACCGUAUAACUAUCAAGAUUGAUAGAACUCUAUGAGUAUUAUCAGUCGUGAACCUGUAAUAAUUCCAUUCAGUAUACAUACUGGUCCCCGUGGCUAUUUGUGUAAACUGACAGCUGAUGUUUCACACUGAUAGCGCUGAUCCGCAUCAGCUUGAUCAGUCGUUUUCUGAGACCAACGAUCGUCGUGCAGAAUCAAGUGAAACUGCUCUUAAAAUGGCUUCUUUCUUCAAGCGACUCCUAACAUUAAUUGCAGCUGGCUUCAUCCUGGUGGAAGCUGUUGAGUACAGUUGCACAGACUACCACAAAGGGUAUUGCGUUGUUGAAAACGUAACGGCCGAGUCGAUGCCGCAAGCUACGUUUCCAUCGGACAAACUGCUGCUGAUUCAGAACAGUACAUUUACCACCUUCGGAGAGGAGCAAUUCCGAUGUCUACCGGACGUAGAAAACCUUAUGAUUCAUCAUUUGAAAAUCGAACAGUUGGAGCUGAACGGUUGCGAUCGCCUUUCCAUGCUGUUCGCCAGCUAUAACCAUAUCUCUAACGUGACUGCCGUUGAAGCAUUGCCCCUUCGUAGUCUACAUCUCUACCAAAACCUGUUGACGGAUGUGAGUCCGUUGAAAGUGUUAACCGAGCUGGAACAGCUCUACCUGAACGACAACUUGCUCGAAGUGCUGACGAUGGACGUAUUUGCCAACAUGAAGAAUCUCAAGAUCUUGACGUUGCACCGGAACAAGCUAACCGCGAUCGAUACCGUCAAAUCGAUCGGUCUGCCCAGUUUGGAGUCGCUGUUUCUUCAGCAUAACGCGCUAAGCUAUCUGGAUACGUCCUUGUGGCGCAUGCCGGCCCUGCAAAAGUUGGACCUCAGCGAUAACAAUCUGGGCUUUUUGUUCACCUUCCUGGAGGAGUUCCCCUCGUUGGCGGAGUUGGAAUUACACACCAACCAGUGGAACUGUGCGUGGUUGCACAAGAUGGUAGAUCGAAUGGAGCAGCGUGCCAUCGGACACGGUCAAAUCGAUCGGACUUGCGAUGGAACGUUGUUCGGUGGGGUCUGUUGUAAGGCGGAAGCCAGUGAACCGGAUCCCAUGAUGUUGCUCAUCAGUAGAACCGGCAUUGUUGACGAUCUGCAAGAUCGGCUGGAAGGCCAACGGGAGAAGGUGGAACAACUGGAGGAAGCACAUCGAAAGCAAAGCUUUAGGUACGACGAGAUGAAGCGGAAAAUCGACAAGCUGGAGGAAUGGUGCAGCAACAAGGAGUUGUGAUUUGAGCGGACGAAUCGUGUUGUUUCCUUUACGAAUUGCUUCUGAAAUUCCUCAAGGGGUUCCUUCGGAUAUUUAGAGAUUCGAAACAAGCAAUUGUUAGAGCGUGUUUACUGGUGAUGCUGUAUUUGCCGAACGAUCUUUCUGUACGAGUAGUGUAGUGUACCGCAAUCUGCUCGGUCGCCUUUUGUCGCAAUUCUGCGGUGGUAAAUAAAAGUAAGUGAAUUCAGCA